Messenger RNA from Rubroshorea leprosula, 5177 nucleotides. The record is from the annotation of a GenBank genome assembly. NCBI's taxonomy places the organism in Eukaryota, Viridiplantae, Streptophyta, Magnoliopsida, Malvales, Dipterocarpaceae.
AAUUCUCUCUGGGUUUGCUAUCUUUUCGUGCGGCUAAGCAUUUGAGAUCUGAAUUCAAUUGUGCGUGCAAUCUUUCUCUCUCUGUCCAAGCAUAAUGGCUGAUAUUGUCACCACCGUCAUCAUCAGCCCUGUUAUACAAGAGGCACUUUCCAGGGCGACAUCUUUUGUUGCUAGAUGGCUUCACACUGCAUCGGGUUUUGAGGAGGAGCUGACGAGACUUGAAGAUUUGCUCAAGUUCAUCCAAUCUGUGAUCGAUGAUGCUGAGGAAAAACAACAAAGUGACAGAACUAUAAGGCUUUGGUUACAAGAUCUCAAAGCUGUAGCUUAUGAUGCAGUGGAUGUACUCGAUGAGUGUGAUUAUCAGCGUCUUCGUCACCAUGUUCAGACCGGAGGCCUGAAAGGGAAAAUGUUCCCCUGUUUCACCCUUGGUUCUCAUAUAGGUGACAAAAUUAAGAAGAUUAAUGAGCAGUUUGGCAGGUUAGAAAAGCUUGCGGCUCCACUUAGUUUGGCGUUAAAAUGCCAAUGUCAUCCAAAUGGCAGGCGAUAUCCCAAUACAGACUCCUUUCUUGACUCCAGAGUUUAUGGAAGAGAAGAUGAUGUGUCGGGAAUUCUUAACUUGAUGGUUACCCUGAAGAAUGACCAUUCAAUCUCUGGUGUUUCCAUAGUUGGUAUGGCGGGCCUUGGAAAGACAACAGUAGCAAGAUCAAUAUACAAAAAGGCAAAGGAAGAAAAGCUCUAUGAUCUAGUAGCCUGGGUGUGUGUCUCUGAAGACUUUAAUGACCAAAGAAUUUUGUCAGAGAUGUUGGAACAUUUUAAGGAUGGUGCUGUUCCAAAGAACAACGUCAAUGCCUUGCUGGAAGGUCUUGCCAACGAAAUGGAAGAGAAAACUUUUCUUUUGAUCCUUGAUGACGUGUGGAAUGAAAAUCCUUCCAAGUGGGAUGCUUUCAGCUCUCGUCUCUUGAAAAUUUUGAAGACAACUGGGAAUUCCAUUGUGGUGACAACUCGUAGUAGACAAGCAGCAGCUGUGAUGGAGACACUUCCUAUGCAAAAUUAUGAAAUGCAGAGAUUGUCAGAUGAUGAGUGCUGGUCAAUAAUUGAGGAGACAAUUCUCAGAUCAUCCAAACAAACUUCAGUUUCUUCAGAGUUGAAAGUUAUUGGACAGGAUAUUGCCAAACAAUGUGGAGGCUUACCAUUGGUUGCAACUGUCAUUGGAGGGACAUUAAGCCGUCAAAUUCAAACAGAUAAGUGGUUGGCUAUCAAAAACAAUAAUGCAUGGGAUUUGGAUUCACAGGGCAGAAAUAAAAUUUUAUCAAUAUUAAAAAUAGGUUUUGAUCGUUUGCCAUCACAUUUGAAAAUUUGCUUUUCUUAUUGUUCAAUAUUUCCAAAAGAUUUUGUCAUUGAGAAAGAUGAUUUAGUUCAACUUUGGAUGGCUCAAGGGUUCCUUCACCAACCUAAUGAAAGCAGACCAUCUAGUGAAUGCCCCAUGACAAUGGAAGAAAUUGGCAAUGAGUACUUCAAUGAUUUGUUAUCUAAUUCAUUAUUUCAAGAUGUGAGAAGGGAUGAAUAUGGAGAUAUCAUAUCUUGCAAGAUGCAUGAUGCCGUGCAUGAUCUGGCAUUAUUUGUUUCAAAAGGUGAAACUUUGAUUUUGGAGACCGGCUCCAAUAUUGACAAGAAUGCUGACAUUCGCCAUUUGAGAGUUAGGUACGAUGGGAAAGAGCUUCCGGUCAUUCCAGAUGUUCUUCUUCAAAGGUUGCAUUCUUUGUUCAUAGAGCAGGUUGAUGAUUUUAAUGUCAUGGCAUCUGAUCUUAAAAGGCUACGAUCUUUAAAAUUAGUGGGAGCUAAAAUGGAAGAGUUGCAUUCUGCCCUCGGCAAAAUGAAGCAUUUGAGAUAUCUUGACAUCUCAAAAAGUAGAAUUAAAGCCCUACCAAAAUCUUUUUCUAGGCUCUACAAUUUGCAAACCUUUAGACUAAUGUGGUGUUCUUCUAAUCUGCAGAUGCCUAAUGAUAUGAGCAAUCUAGUCAGCUUGAGGCACAUUUAUUUCAGUAAUGAAAAGCAUGUCCCAAGGGGGAUUGGGCAGAUAACUUCCCUUCAAACAUUGCCUAUAUUUUUUGUAGGCAAAGAAAAGGGACGUGGCAUUGAAGAACUAGGAGGCUUAACCCAACUUAGUGGAGGAUUGGAGAUUCGGAACCUAAAACAAGUAAGAUCCAAAUCAGAAGCCUCUGAAGCAAACCUAAAGGAAAAGACAAAUUUGUAUGGGUUGAAAUUGGAAUUGGGUGAUGAAUAUUGGGGAGGAGACUACAGCAACCACGAGGAGGUUCUAGAAGGUAUUCAGCCUCAUUCAAAUUUGAAAAGUUUAUACAUUGGAGUUACCAUGGGAGAAAACUUUCCAUCAUGGAUAAUGACCAAUGUCAAUGGCUCUGGUGCUUCAUUUUUGCUCAACAACCUGGUGGAGUUGAAAUUAAGAGCUUGGUACAAUUGCAGCUAUAUUCCAAGUCUGGGACUUUUGCCUAGUCUCAAAAAUCUUCAAAUUUCUGAAUUUAAAAAGGUAAGAAGCUUGGGUCAUAAGUUUUAUACAACCAGAAGUAGCACUCAAGGAAGGGUAGAAUCAAUCAAACUAUUUCCAGUUUUGAGAAAACUCACCUUAAAGGACAUGGAGAGCCUAGAGGAAUGGGUUGAAGUUGAUAACAAUGCUGUGACAGGAAGCAAAGUUGCGAUCGUGUUUCCUUGCCUUGAGGAGUUGCACGUUAGCAGUUGUCCUGAAUUGAAGACUUGGUCGAUGGGUGGAUUUUCAUCUCAUCAUAGGCUUUCUAAGCUGGAAAUAGAUCAAUGUCCAGAACUGAUAGUCAUCCCAAGUAUAAAUGGGCUGUCCUCUCUUAAAAGUUUAUCAUUAGAGAGGUGUGAAGCAUUAACAUGUCUACCAAGUGGGGUGGGAUCUUGCUUCUCUCUUGAGAAUUUGAGCAUUUUAUUUUGCAAUAAACUGACUUCAAUUACAAGUAUUGAUGAGCUCUUAUCCCUUAAAACUUUGAAGAUAGUGGCUUGUGCUGGAUUAACAUGUCUACCAUCUAGGUUGGGGUCUUGCAUCUCUCUUGAGAGUUUGGAUAUUUCAUUUUGUCAAAAUUUGACUUCAAUCCCAAGUAUAGAUGGGCUUUCAUCUCUUACAAGGUUGCACUUGCUCAACUGUUACAAAAUAACAGGUCUCCCUAGUGGCCUGGGCUCCUGCAUUUCUCUGAAGUGGUUGGACAUUCAACAUUACCCUGCUCUAAUUUCUAUUGCAGAAGAUGUUGGAAGAUUGGAGGCUCUCACUUGUUUAACUAUUUCUUAUUGCUCUGGACUGAGGAGCAUUCCAGAUGAGUGCCUCGGCUGCCUCACUAGCUUGAAGGAGUUAGAUAUGGGUCCUUUUUCCUCGGAGUUAGAGGAAUUCCCAGGAUGUAGUUCCAUUCAUCACCUUCAGGCCUCUCUUGAAAUUUUGUCAUUGAGCGGUUGGGAUAAAAUAAAGUAUCUGCCACAUCAACUUCAACAUCUUACUAGCAUGAAGAAAUUGAUUCUAAGGGAAUUCAACGGACUGGAAGCUUUGCCAGAAUGGUUGGGAAACCUCUCUUCUCUUCAACGUUUGGAAAUUUGGUCAUGCUCUAAUUUGGCGCACCUGCCUUCUGUUCAAGCCAUGCGAAGCCUCUCCAACUUACAAUCUCUCUGGAUUUCGGGUUGUCCCAGAUUAGAGGAAAGAUGCGAAAAUGAGAGCAGCCCCGAGUGGUCCAAGAUUUCCCACAUUCCCAAGACGGAAUUAUCUAGCAUGCCUUUCUUUGGGAACCCAACCAGAUGAUUGUCCUCUCCUUGAGUUGUUGGUGGACUGCCAACAAACAGAUUCAGCUAUAGUUUUCAAGCUUUACAUUUCAGAAAGUACUUGAAGUUGUUCCAAACAAUUGUAGUAGAAAUUCAUUUGAUAUCUUGAAUUCAAACUGGGCAAGAAAGUAGGAAACCUGUAUUGAAGUGGGUUUUGUUGGUUUGUGCUGGAAAUAUCUUCAAGAUUCAAUGCCAAAUGUUUGGUCUCUCUUGUCUCUGAGCCUAAAACAAAAGUUUAUCUAGUUAUUAAGCCUUGCUUCUCCAUAUGUGGCUGUCAUUGUAAUGGCUAUUGGCCUUGACCUCUUGUCAUGAGCAUUGAAGCUCUCUUCGCUCCAAGAGUUGACAAUUUGGUCUUUCUAUACUUUGAUGCAUCUACCUUCUCCACAAGCCAUGCAACUCCUCUCCAAAUAUUUACAAUUGUCUCAAAUUAACGAAGAGUUGUAACAAAGAGAGUCCCUCAUUCCCAGCUUUAGAAUGGAUUUGUGGACUCCAAUGUGCCUUGCCUGAGUCAGCAAAGGACCUUAUUUUUCUAUGAACUUUCACAAUAUUUUUCCCAACAAAUUAAGACAUGAUGGAAUCAAGGGACUUGCGGAAAUUAAUUAAGAAAAUUUGAAUGCUGGGAACUUUUUCUGCUUUAAAUUCAGUCUUGAAGAACUGGCAAGUGAUUAAGUUCCUCCUUGAACUAUUGGUUCUCACAAAUAUUGGCAUGGUUUCUCACAAAAGUUGGCAUGGUUUUUGGGUUUGUAGCUGUUGGAUGUUGACAAGAACUGACAUGCAAGGAACUUCUCCAUGUUUUGAAUUCAAAAUCUUGAAGAACUGAGGCUGAUUUUCUCAUUGGAGACCUAAACUGACAAAUGGUCUUCUCUUUAAGUAGUUGAUGCUCAUGAACAGAUUUAGCAAUUCUUCAGUGAGGUAGUUCUCAAUUGAUGGCAGGAAGUGAGGUGCAAGUUUACUGCAAAACACAAGGGGAAACAAGAGUUUGUUGGAACUCUCCUACUAAAAACGUGGCUUCAUCAGACAUCAGGAUCCCGGUGCUUUGACUCCAGUUUAGUAGGACUAUGCUAACAAAUUUAUUUGACUUGGUCUUCAGCACUCUGCUCCUCACUGUUUAUGAUCAACUAGACACCUCUCAACUUCUGGAAUUGCUGCAUUUUUACAACAUGCUUUCCCAUUGACUGCCAUCGUUAACACUUAUUACCAGUCAGGACCUCUUCCUCUUGUCAUGAGCAUUGCAGCUUCACUGGUAAAUGGUAGCAAUCCCUUCGGUUUUUACAUGGAGCUUAAAGAGGCUGGUGCCAAAGAUUACGUGUACAUGCACUUUGCAGGGGUUAAAGAGC